ACAGUCAGUUUCGCGCGUCCGCCGGUGUCUGCUCGAGACAGUUUGCGCAACUUCCCAGGAACGCUCUUAACACCCAUGGACUGUUGGAAGCCACAAAUUCCUCUGGCGGGAAAGCUACGGAUCUCAUUCAUACUGCUGUCGAUUCCAGUAAAUGCGCUCUUAUAAUGUGGCAUAAAGGCGCGUCUCGUUGAUCACAUCUGCUGAUACCUACUGAUCAAUUACCUACAUGACAACAUGACAGGGGAGUUUAAUAACUUAACGUCACUCUUGAUUAAUGCGACCGACUUUCAAAACCACACGAGAGGAUGCUCAUUAACCAAGACUGGUUUUCAGUUUUACUAUUUACCCACUGUGUACAUUAUUGUGUUCAUCGCUGGACUGAUUGGAAACAGUUUGGCCAUAUGGAUGUUUGUGUGUCACAUGAGGCCAUGGAGUGGUAUCUCCGUAUACAUGUUCAAUUUGGCACUCGCGGAUUUUUGUUACGUGCUGUCACUACCCUUUCUCAUUUUCUACUACUUUAAUAAAACAGACUGGAUUUUUGGGGACGUGUUAUGCAGGCUGCAGAGGUUUAUGUUCCACGUGAAUCUAUACGGGAGCAUCCUUUUCCUGACGUGCAUCAGUGUGCACAGGUACUCCGGUGUGGUCCAUCCUCUGAAGUCAUUGGGAAGGCUCAAGAAGAAGAACUCGGUGCGCACAGUCGCUCUGGUGUGGUUCAUAGUUGUGAUGGGAAUAGCUCCGAUUCUCUAUUACUCGCGCACGGGUACUAAAAAAGGCUCCACGACGUGCUACGACACCACUUCAGAGGACGAGCUGCCCGGCUACUUCGUCUACAGCAUGUGCAUGACGGUUUUUGGCUUCUGCAUCCCGUUCAUCAUCAUCCUGAGCUGUUAUGGAGGCAUUGUCAAGGCUCUCAUUUAUAAUGAGAUGGACAAUGCUCCACUAAGGAGGAAAUCAAUUUACCUGGUCAUUAUUGUGCUCACAGUCUUCGCAGUCUCCUAUUUGCCCUUCCAUGUCAUGAAGAACCUGAACAUGAGGGCUCGCCUGUACUUCCAGAGCCCAGACAUGUGUGACUUUAAUAAUAGAGUAUAUGCCACUUACCAGGUGACAAGGGGCCUGGCUAGUCUUAAUAGCUGUGUGGACCCUAUUCUGUAUUUCCUGGCUGGGGACACGUUUAGACGCAGACUGUCCAGAGCCACCAAAAAGUCCUCCAGCAAGGGAGAUAACACUAUCCAGUACAAGAGCGAGGAGACAGCACUUCGGGACAAUCGUGCCUGAGUGUGCUCUGAGAAACAUGUUUUUGUGUGUGUGUGUGAGUGUGUGUGUGUGUGUGUGUGUGUGUGUGUGUGUGUGUGAAUUGUGAUCUGUAACACCUGUAUGUUGUGGAACUGAGCACAUUCCCCCAGACUGAUUGGAUGCUUUAUUAAAUUAGAGUUAGCAUAUUCAAAAUCAUUGUACUGUACUCUUGCCAGUGUUACUCAUUUUAUUACUACUGAAACAUGCUGUAUGUUUGUUUGUUUGUUUUUUGUGUUGUUUUUGCCUAAUGUGAUUUUCCACUAAGAAUGGAUCAAAACUGACUGUGGAGUAACUCUGAACUAAAACUGAACAAACAUUUACUAACUAACUGUUUAAUGCAUUAACAGCAACAAUUGCUUUGCACAUAUAACAAGCACUGACAUUUUAUUUGAGGAUGACUGAAUGGCACCAAGCACAUUUUAAUCCCUGCAUUGUUUUCAGUAAAUAGUUAAGAUGCACUAUAUAUAUAUAUAUAUAUAUAUAUAUAUAUAAUUAAUUGUCUACCUGUGGCUGUUGUACAUUUUAAGGCAUCUAAGUUUGUUUCAGCUGCGAUGUGAUGAAUUUAUAUAUUGCUCUGUAUUUUACUCUGAUACUGUAAAGAUGUGUGACCCAGUGCUGUGUAGAUCAAAUGAAUUUCAGCCCAUGAAUUAUGAAGGGACUGUUAUAACCAUGUUUCAAAUUGUCAGUAAUACUGUAUGUGCAUAAUGUCCUGU
This is a messenger RNA of Myxocyprinus asiaticus (Chinese sucker), 2006 nucleotides long. RefSeq names its product P2Y purinoceptor 1-like. Gene Ontology annotation, biological process: platelet activation; phospholipase C-activating G protein-coupled receptor signaling pathway; relaxation of muscle. Gene Ontology annotation, molecular function: G protein-coupled ATP receptor activity; A1 adenosine receptor binding; G protein-coupled ADP receptor activity. The transcript has 2 exons. Lineage: Eukaryota; Metazoa; Chordata; Actinopteri; Cypriniformes; Catostomidae. Bases 235 to 1275 code for a protein of 346 amino acids. The record is from RefSeq and is a predicted model, not a curated record. Gene Ontology annotation, cellular component: plasma membrane.